GGAGGGGCCGGGGCCGGAGCGGCGGUCCGGCUGCGCGCCUUCCCCAUCGCCGCGGCCGGCGGGCCAGGAGGAUGCGCGGCGCCGGGCCCUGAAGCAUGGAGGGCGUCCUGUACAAGUGGACCAACUAUCUCACAGGUUGGCAGCCUCGUUGGUUUGUUUUAGAUAAUGGAAUAUUGUCCUACUAUGAUUCACAAGAUGAUGUUUGCAAAGGCAGCAAAGGAAGUAUAAAGAUGGCAGUUUGUGAAAUUAAAGAUCAAGAAUUAGAAUAUUACCCUCAUGCCAAAUGCUGGGAAAUUACUAAAUCCCCUCAGCUCCUAAUUCCUCUAAAAGUCCAUUCAGCAGACAACACAAGAAUGGAAUUAAUCAUUCCAGGAGAGCAGCAUUUCUACAUGAAGGCGGUCAAUGCAGCUGAAAGACAAAGGUGGCUGGUUGCUCUGGGGAGCUCCAAAGCCUGUUUGACUGACACAAGGACUAAAAAAGAAAAAGAAAUAAGUGAAACCAGCGAAUCUCUGAAAACCAAAAUGUCUGAACUUCGUCUCUACUGUGACCUUUUAAUGCAGCAAGUUCAUACGAUUCAAGAAUUUGUUCACCAUGACGAGAAUCAUUCAUCUCCAAGCAUAGAGAACAUGAACGAAGCCUCUUCCCUACUCAGUGCCACAUGUAAUACGUUCAUCACAACGCUUGAGGAAUGUGUGAAGAUAGCAAACGCCAAGUUUAAACCUGAGAUGUUUCAGCUGUCCCACCCGGAUCCCUUAGUUUCUCCUGUGUCACCUUCUCCUGUUCAAAUGAUGAAGCGUUCUAUCAGCCACCCUGGUCCUUGCAGUUCAGAAAGGAGUAGCCACUCUAUAAAAGAACCAGCGUCUACACUUCACCGGCUCUCUCAGCGACGACGAAGAACCUACUCAGAUACAGACUCUUGCAUUGAUCUCCCUCUCGAAGACCCAGAUAGGCCUGUUCACUGUUCAAGAAAUACACUUAAUGGAGAUUUGUCAUCAACAAUCAUUCCUGAAGAGAGCAGACUUAUGGCCAAAAAAAAAUCUGAAUUGGAAGAUCCUCUUUCAUCCUUUUCUUCCUGAGGAAACAGAAAUGUCCAACUUCCUCUAAGUAUUGCUAUGCAAAAGCUGCUGUAAUUAAACUAUGUCAUAGGGAGUAGUUUUUCCCUUAGGAUUUCUCUGCACUUUAUAGAAUAUUGUAAAACAAACAAAAAACCCACCUACCUUUGAAGUGUAUUUUAUCUUUACAUAGUUUAUUUGCAAGAGUAUUUUCCUAAUAACUUCACAGUAUGAAUGUGCAUCUUUUUCUUUUUAAACAAAUGAUGGUGUAACAUUUUGACAUCCAUAAGGACAAAUGUAGAUAUUUUUCUAAAAAACUGUGAGUGACUGACAGCUUAGUCAGUGUAUUGUAGCUUAUAAAUAUGAAAUCUUAUAAACAUAAGGUUUCAGUUGGACAGAAGUGUGACAUAUGUAACUUGUGCCAUGGACCAAAUGGUCAUUUUACCCCCUCUGAAAACGAGUUACCAUAGCAGCUUGAUGGUGAUCGUACUGUAUUCCUUUAAGCAAAAGGAAACAUUUAAUAUUCUUAAAUAUUUUUAGCCCAAAUACCAUGACAUUGAGGAUUUUUUUACAAACCAGACUGUGCUGUCCUUCAUAUGUGAAGUUGACACUACUGAUUUGUCAAUACCAAAUGUUGGGUUAAAGUAUUUAAUUUUUAUUUAUUUAUUUUUCUGUUGCAUCAAAAAUGACCUACCAAAUUUAAGAUGUGUAUACAUUGUUAUUUACACUGUUCUGGGAAAGAGGCUAAUGUUGUAGUGACCUUGCUCACUUCCACCAGAGAAAUAAAUGGCUUUCAAUGGAAGAGAUUUUAGUGCUUUUUUUCCUAAAAUAGAUGAUAAGCUGCUGUUUUACGGUAUUAAUGUUUGCAGCUCUUUAGAAUAUCUAGAGACAUUUUUUAAUUUAUGAAUAUUUAUACAAAAAAGGAAUUUUGUUAAGGCAACUGCUCUACAGCACUUGAGAAUGGCAUUAUUUAAUUAAAUUCAAAUAGCAUUUUUUGGUAGUUCCUGUUCAUAUCUAUUGUCAGUGUUUGCCUUGUAAACUGUUUUUCUAAAUUCACUUUGGAGUGAUGGUUUUGUCCAAGGUCUUGGCUGAGGAGCACUUUAAAACAAACUAGUUUGGUGUUUUUAAGUUAAUCAUGUGUUUAAUAAAUAUGUGGUUUUUGCAUUCAAAC
Pipistrellus kuhlii (Kuhl's pipistrelle) is the source of this 2223-nucleotide messenger RNA. It is a transcript of the gene PLEKHA3, whose product is annotated as pleckstrin homology domain containing A3. The transcript has 9 exons. NCBI's taxonomy places the organism in Eukaryota, Metazoa, Chordata, Mammalia, Chiroptera, Vespertilionidae. Gene Ontology annotation, biological process: retrograde transport, endosome to Golgi; endosome organization; receptor recycling. The coding region runs from base 96 to 1076 and encodes 326 amino acids. The record is from RefSeq and is a predicted model, not a curated record. Gene Ontology annotation, cellular component: early endosome; recycling endosome; trans-Golgi network.